This is a messenger RNA of Microcebus murinus (gray mouse lemur), 4544 nucleotides long. The record is from RefSeq and is a predicted model, not a curated record. NCBI's taxonomy places the organism in Eukaryota, Metazoa, Chordata, Mammalia, Primates, Cheirogaleidae.
ACUAGUCAUUCAGGGAGGUUGCCUCAUCACAGGGAAGUCUCACCAAGAGGCAGCUUUAGUGUCAAAUGCUGGGAAGAUGAACACAAAAUGGGACGCUCCUGGUCCCUCCGGAGGGCUGCAUUUGGGGGAAGCAGUGCAUUUGGGGUCAGGGAUUGAAAUGUCAAGCCAGGAGUUGAGACAAGAUGUGGACCACUCUCUUGGGCCAACACCUCCCCCAGGGCCUCACCUGUCUCCCUGCAGCAUCCUUGGGGGAAGGAGGAUUUGGGAAAGGAAGUGAGGAGGGCUCUAGGUUCUGUGUCCAGGAGUGACCUAGUGGUCCCCGGUGUUCAGGGAUCUCUGCCCCCAGGGAACCAACUAUAUUCUCUGCCUUAGACUCAUCAGUCCUCAGUGUGGUGACUCUGAGAAAGUCACUUAACCUUUGUCAAUUUCAGUGCCCUGAACCAUAAAACAGGAGUCACAGCUCCUACUCUGCCCACCCUACAUCACAAGAUAGAUGUUUUCCACGAGCUAUGAAGAGUCAGACCCCUGCCCAUGGGGAAGAAUGAGGCUCGGUCCUCCCCUGACCUGUCUCCUCCCGUGUUCCCUCCCUGGAGGUCACCAGUGCUAGGUGCCUUGGUUAUUCUUCCGAAAAUUGAACACUUACGUAGGUAGUACUUAUGGUACAAGUCAUUUUGUUCAGGCUUUGUAUUUACUUAUUUUUAGCCCCUUCACACAAUGGUAACAAGCAGGCCCCGCCCCCAUGCACAUUUCCACACCCCAGAGCAGGGGAGGGAGGACAGAGGGGCUAAGGGACAUUCCCAGAGACACAUGGGUUUGAUCUCAGGUCAUCUGGCACCAGCACCCACACUCUCAGUCACUGCGUUGUGCUGACUUUCUACAUUGUCUCAUCUAAAUAAAAUGAUUAUUCCAACACUUCCUACAUUGUGUCAUCUAAAUGAAGUGAUUAGUCCCACACAAUCAGCCUGGGGGUAUUUUUAACACACACUGAACUGCAAGACCUUCCCAAGCCCUGCUUGAGUUCAGGUGACUCCUCAGAUGUGUUUCCACUACCUUGCUGCAAGAAUGCAAGAAAGAAAAGCAAACGUUAGUAAUGGAUUCAAACAAAGGUUGAACAUCGAUCCUCGGUGAAGAGAACACGCUGCCUGUCCCAGGAGUCUUUCAGCAGCAUCACGAGGAGCAUGUGGCCAAAUGACAGGGCUGAGCCUCAGAUGCCAUCCCAUACACCCUGCUCCACUGACGCCCUAUGGGAUUCUUUCACUAAACCGAUGGAGAGCAGGCUUUCUGUUAGCCACUUGUUUGCCCCAGCUGUUAUCCACCACCUCAACAGUAACAAAGUGACGCAUUUGCCUGUAAUUGUUUUUUACAUUUGUGCCAGGGGAGAGGAUUUUUGCUCUGGGAAAGUUCCAAAUCAGGGUAAAUACAGACAGUCUAACAAGUAGGGUGUUACAGGGUCCACCAAACAAGUUGAUGAGUGAUGAGUCUCUUAAAAAGUGAGGCUUUGGGGGCACUCCAGCCCCAUUCUGCUCUGCCCAGUGGCUGCAGCGUUGCUAUAAAAAGUCAGACCCCUGCCCAUAUGGAAGAGUAAGGCUCCGUCCUCCCCUGACCUGUCACCUCCCAUGUUCCCUCUCUGGAGGUCACCAGUGCUACAUGUCUUGCUUACUCUUCUAGAAAUAUAAAAAUUGAACACUUACAGGUAAUGCUUAUGGAGUACCAGUCGUUUUUCUCCAGGCUUUGUCUGUAUUUACUGAUUUUGAACCUUCUAACAUAAGAGUAAUAAGCAAACCCUAUUCACAUUUCCACGUCCCAGAACAGGGGACUGAGAACAGAGGGGCUAAGGGACAUUCCCAGGGACACGUGGCUUUUAUUUCAGGUCCUCAGGCACCAGCACCCACACACUCAGUCGCUGUGUUGUGCUGACUCUCUGCAUUGUCUCUUCUAAAUAGAUUAUUUCCACACAAUCAGUCUUAUGGGAUAUUUUAAGUGGACCCCAAACAGCAAGAUCUUUGUAAGCUCUACUUUGAUUCAGGUAGCUCCUCUGAAUGUAUUUUCAGUACCUUGUUGCAGGAAUACAAAAAAGAAAUGAAAAAGAUAAUAACGAAUGGAUUCAAACAAACUUGCACAUAAGGAUUAAUCCUCGGUGAAGAAAAUGUGCCUCCUGUCCCCGGGAGUCAGUCAGCACCAGCAAAAUGAGCAAAGGGCCAAAUAACAGGGUUGAGCCUCAACUAUGAUCCCAUACAACCUGCUGUAUUGAAGUCAUCGUGGGAAUUCAAUCACUUAAGUUGAUUCCAGAGGACACAAACCCCAUGUAAGGACGAUCCUUAGAUAUAUAUGGAGAUGUUGAAGGGGUGGAUCCCAUCUCAAGAAGACACCAUCCUGCUGUGACAUGCAAACGCGCAGAGGCUGAAGUUACCGCAGGCAAUGCUGAAGACCAACCGGGGCUCCGUGGGAGGCUUCUUCCUGGCUGGCCGAGAUGUGGCUUGGUGGCCGAUGGGUGCCUCUCUCUUCGCCAGUAACAUCGGCAGUGGCCACUUCGUGGGGCUGGCUGGGACCGGAGCAUCUUCGGGAAUCGCCACUGUAACAUUUGAAUGGCACUCUUCAGUGCUGCUACUGGUUCUAGGGUGGAUCUUUGUCCCCAUCUACAUCAAGUCAGGGGUGAUGACCAUGCCGGAGUAUCUCAAGAAGAGGUUUGGCGGGAAGCGACUCCAGAUCUACCUUUCCGUCCUCUCCCUCUUCAUCUGUGUGGCUUUGAGAAUCUCAGCAGACAUAUUUUCUGGAGCCAUAUUCAUCAAGGUGGCCUUAGGAUUGGAUCUUUACCUGGCAAUUUUCAUCCUCUUGGCUAUUACUGCUAUUUAUUCCAUCACUGGGGGCUUGGCCUCAGUGAUUUACACAGACACCCUCCAGACCAUCAUCAUGUUGAUUGGGUCUUUUAUUCUCAUGGGUUAUGCAUUUGCCGAAGUUGGAGGUUACAAGAGUUUUAUGGAGAAGUACAUGAACGCCAUCCCAUCCAUAGUUGAAGGGGACAACCUGACAAUCGACGCCAGGUGCUACACUCCUCAGGCGGACUCCUUCCACAUUUUCCAAGAUCCUGUCUCUGGGGACAUUCCAUGGCCAGGAAUGAUAGUGGGAAUAUUCAUUACGUCUCUGUGGUACUGGUGCACGGAUCAGGUCAUCGUGCAGCGCUGCCUCUGCGGCAAGGACAUGUCCCACGUGAAGGCCGCCUGCAUCAUGUGUGGGUACCUGAAGCUGCUGCCCAUGUUCCUCAUGGUGAUGCCAGGAAUGAUCAGCCGCAUCCUGUACACAGAUAAGGUGGCCUGCAUUGUGCCUUCUGAGUGUGUGAAACAGUGCGGCGUUGAAGUCGGCUGCAGUAACUAUGCCUACCCAACACUGGUGCUGGAACUGAUGCCUGCAGGGCUGCGGGGCCUGAUGCUGUCGGUCAUGCUGGCCUCCCUCAUGAGCUCCCUGACCUCCAUCUUCAACAGCGCCAGCACCCUCUUCACCAUGGACAUCUACACCAAGGUGCGGAAGCAGGCAUCAGAGAAAGAGCUUCUGAUAGCAGGACGGAUAUUUUUCCUCGUAAUAACUGUCCUCAGCAUCAUGUGGGUUCCACUAGUACAGGUAUUUCGAAAUGGACAACUGAUCCAUUACACAGAAUCAAUUUCUAGCUACCUUGGGCCUCCAAUUGCGGCUGUCUUCCUGCUGGCCAUCUUCUGUAAAAGAGUCAAUGAGCAGGGAGCCUUCUGGGGUCUAAUCAUUGGAUUUGUGAUGGGCCUUGUUCGCAUGAUCGCAGACUUUGUCUACGGAACAGGGAGUUGCUUGUAUGCCAGUGACUGUCCCACGAUUUUCUGUGGCGUGCACUACCUGUACUUCGCCAUCAUUCUCUUCUUUGGGACCAUACUAGUCGUCCUGGGAAUUUCCCUCUUAACAAAACCCAUUCCUGAUGUACACCUGUAUCGCCUGUGCUGGGCUCUUCGGGACAGUACAGAGGAACGAAUCGAUUUAGAUGCAGACGAGAAGUGGCAGGAAGAAACCUAUGAUAGUGCUGAAGAAGAUUAUCCUGAGCAAUCUCGUGGAUGUCUCAGGAAGGCUUGGGACUUAUUCUGUGGCUUGCAGAAGACAGGACCCAAGCUGACCGAGGAGGAGGAGGAAGCCCUGAGGCAGAAGCUCACUGACACGUCUGAGAGGCCCUUGUGGAAGGCUAUAGUGGACGCCAAUGCCAUCCUCCUCCUGGCCGUGGUGGUCUUUGUUUAUGCCUAUUUUGCCUGAACUCUGCCUGAACCACUAGAAUAAUCAGCAAAUAUUAAUAAUUAAGCAAAGAAUAAUAUUAUUGAUUUUCAUUUUAUGGUUUGUUGUGUUGCAAAAGGGGAAUGAGCAGUUGGUGAUAUUAUGUCAUGAGAUGACUACAGACUCGAGUUUUUGCUUUUGCCCUUCCUUUGUGUCAAUAAAGAAAGAGAAAGAGCUAAUCAUUUAUAAAACCAGUGAAGUGGCCUGGUGUGAGUGUAAACUAAAUCCCGCAGUUCUAAAUUCUUUUUUUCUCAGUUUUAUUG